Messenger RNA from Bombus huntii, 5987 nucleotides. RefSeq lists its product as uncharacterized. The record is from RefSeq and is a predicted model, not a curated record. Bases 4834 to 5517 code for a protein of 227 amino acids. The transcript is spliced from 4 exons. Lineage: Eukaryota; Metazoa; Arthropoda; Insecta; Hymenoptera; Apidae.
AGAUAUAAAAACUGGAAGACUGUAACAUGAGUCCGUGAUACAUUUUUCAAGGUAUUUUAAAUAAUAAAAUAUCUUGGCUCGUCGUAUAAUAUAAACGUUAUACGAAGAUACAGUAUAUCACACGCGAUGUAUUAUCUUUAGACCUAGCCGACGCAUAUUAUGACACGUAUACGAUAUGUUGUCGCAUUUCUGUCACUCUGAGACAAGACGUUAGGUUGUAAUUAGUAUAUCGCGAAUUCAAAGGGUUGAAUUUACCAUAAAUUAUACACAGACAGAAUCGCAGUAAGAUGAUGUAAAUUGGACAGUAAGCGACACCCUUCUGUCUACAAUUGUUAAUAAAUCACCCAGAUACUUUUCCAUAAGAUACGAUUUAAUUUGUAUAUAAAUCAAAUUUUUCUUAUAUCUCUCCAACUUGAGAAAAAUCUCAAGUUAUUUCUAUUUUUAAAGCUACAAUUUUUCAUCAAAUUUGUUUGAUUCUCUUCUUUUAAAUUAUAUAAUUCUUCGUUAAAUCUUAUCGCGAUUCUGUGUAUGUCUACUGUAAAUGGUAUUUACAUAAGCAGCCUAACAAUCUCCAUGUCUAUUAACUACUUUGAUCCGAAACAUGAAAAGAUACAGAUAUGCUUCUUUAAAAGCUUUGAUAGUACAAUUAUUUAUACGACUAUUUGUACCGCUUUUUAAACGCUAUAUCAACGAAAACAAACGUUCCAAUUUUUCCAUAUUUCUACAAACUCGUCGAAUUCCUCUCGAAGUAACGUUACAUUCGCAUCCUUCGAUUAUCGUCGUUAAAAGUACUUUCUUCGUCGUCGUUUCAUCGAACUGUAUUCUGAUUCACGAACGUAGCAUGUUUCUCACGAUAAUUCAUAUUGAUUUAGCUGUGAAUGUUGAAACGUGUUUGCGUCGACUUUAUUACAGUGCCAUGUAAUUGAAAAUGUAAAGACGCUUAUGAUUUUGUUUCGUUUCGUUUCGCAAUUACUAUCGCGUGAUCAGGCAAUAUAUUUGGCGUUUGCGGAAAAUACGUUGACUCAAAUUUGAUUAGCUUUUUACUCAAUUCUUAUACCUUUUCUUCAUUUUGAAUUCUUAUCCUUGAUUUUUCUUCUCAACGAGUGUACUUAAAAGUUAAUUCUCGUUUGAAACGUAAUGUAAUGUACGAAACAAAUUUAACAAAGACUGAACUUAUUCUAUACGCUGUUUUAAACGAAUUUUUAAUUUAUUCUUCGAUUUAGAAAAAAGGACUGAGUAUCAUUGUUUGCAUCUAAUGGAGAACGGGACAAUUUAACGUUAAUGCGGACAAAAACGAUAGGAAUCGUUGUAAAAGGAAGUUGAGAAAGCGUUUGUUAACACUUGAUCUAUACUAUGCUUCCAGAGAUUGUUAAUCAGCGUUACAUUUUCCAAUCGAUUGUGUUUCAAAUUAAAUGCACAUAUCAUUCCUCAUAUUUUAUAUGGAUGCACAUAUUUGUAUGUAAUGUACCUUGUGAGUGAUGAACGAUCCAAGUCAUUGUAGUUGUCUCUUGAAACCUCACACGUGGUUGAAUAAAACAUGUAAAAAAAGAAUCAUCUAACUUGUAGCUUCCCUAUGUUCUUACACUUAUUCUCCCAAGUACUAGAAACUGUUAUAUUUUAACGAAUCGAUGCUUUUAUUUAAAAGAAAAUUUCACACUUAUACGCGUUAUAUACAUUUAAGGCGAUUAAAAUAUUUUUAAGAAAAAUUAUAAGUUUGUCGUACAACCACUAUUUCGAUUUCACGAACGAGAUAUAUUUACACAUUAUUGAAUUCACGAGCAAAUUUGCGUACGUGUCUCUGCAUACACUGGUUUUGCUUCACAAGCUUCUCCUAAGCAUUUUUAUGGUUGUCCUCGUUUGCUCUUCUCUCCAGAAGAAAGCAGUCUCUCCGUCCAUUUACUUUCCACAUGGUCUUAAAGCUGUUCCGUACCUUUAGCGCAACGUUCAAAUUAGGACCUUUACGAUAAACUGUCCCAUUUUUCCUUUGGUACAACACAGUUUUGAACGAUAUGACGGUAAUGUAGCGUUCACGAAAGGUGUCGUCACUAGCCGACAAUUUCCCUUUCCGCUCUGAUCGCUUCUUUUCUUCCUUUCGUCCGCCUUGCCUUUGAGUUUCUUCAUAUCUCUCCCCGUUUCUCGUUUCUUUCGUCGUAAUUCAUCUUACAAUGAAUAUAUCGUUUCUUGUUUUCCUUGUCCUUUCAAUCUAAAACGCGAUGGCGAUUUAAUCCGUUGACCGGAUCGCUUUUUAUCUAGAAAUUUCUGUAUAAUUACGCAAUUAGAUAUUAACAAAACUUAAAUUUGUAUUGUUACAGCGAUCGUAAUAGUUUAAUAGCUGGCAAACUUUUGUAAAAAUCGUAAUGAUCUCGCUUAGUUGUUUAUCGAGUAUCAUUUGCAACGAUCAUGACAGUGUAUGUUUCACAAAUAGUUUAGGAAUCGUAAAACUUCGUCGGUCAGGAUUACUACUUCCGUUCGCUCAAUGUUUUUGGAUUUACCGGCAUUGCGAUAUGGUAUCUUCAAUUCUCUCAAACCUAUCAAACUUUUUGGCACUGGCGUCGUCCCAGUUUUCACUGAUCCUUUUAUUAUCCGUGCAGUUCCCCGGUAUUAAAGUCGGUUUUCGUAAAAUAGCGAAGACGAUACCAGACAAGGGAGACGAAGCGUGUGGACGCGCGUAUGUGUGUGCGUGUACACGAGAAUAAGUAACUGUGACGGACAAGUUUGGGUAGACCGACAUCCGGUUUAGGCUUAUCCUGUUCCAAUCUUGUUGUAACAAUGUCUAACAAGAUGUGUUAGUAAUAGUAUUAAGGUAAUACAAUAUACAUUUUAUUAGUAUUAAGAUGAUACCGUUACUAGAAUGUUUAGGAAAAUUUCUAUUUUGACCAACACUACUAAUGAAAUGAAACGCAAACAGUGAUUUGUUUCAUUGCCUAAAUAAUAUAAAAUGAUUUAUUCUAAGUAAUUACUAUUUAUAUUGUCGCGUAUCCCGUGUGUUUUUUUUUUUUGCGUAUUUAAAUAUCCGAUAGAUACGAGAUCGUAUUAAAUACGAGAUAGGAUACGAGCUGUGAAUAUUUAACUUGUUUUAUUUAUAUAUAAAUAUUAUACCAAUUGUGAAACGUAUGCUUGCUCUGACACAACGAAAAUCGUCGUACAAACAGAAAUAUCGAUUCUCUGGAAAAUUAAAUUAACAUCGUGUUAACGUAUUGCGUAAUUAAAUAUUAUCUUGGUAGUUAUAUUUUAUUUAAAACACGCGUUAUAAAAUAUUCGCGCAUCAAAGCGGAGUUAAUGAAAAAUGCAGAGGUAUACUCUUAGCAUGUAAUUUUUUAAUUUAUAUUUCCAACGACGUUUUACGUGAUUUUAAUCUUCUACAUGCAUAUUACAUGUCACAACGAUCGAUACUUUCAAAAGAAACUCAUUAAUUAUUGACUUCUUAAUCGCAUGUUAAUUACAUACAUUGGAGCGAUCUAUUAGUUUAAAGAGAAUUCAUUAUCAAAAUGUACCAAGCACGUUUGCGUUGAAUUUUAAUUAAUAUUAACUAAUUUAAUCGCUAGAUACGUUACGACUAUUCGAUUUGUAUGAUAACAGGUACAUUAGUGAAACGCGUGUCUAGAAAAUCAUCUUGAAAAUGUCUCAACGAUAUGAAUCGUAAUGUUGACCAAUGUCGAUAUUUAAAAAAUGAUAAUAAAUUAACGAAUGCAAGGAAGUUUUUACACCAGGAAAUAUUUAGAAAAGAGUAAGAGCAUCGGGAUAAUAGAGACUUGUUGACAAUAGGGUGCUCGUGACAAUAGACGAUAGAAUAGAAUGGCGAAUAGCGAUUCGUAGCGACGGAAUAGAAUGGACAAUAGGUGCUUGACAAUAGAAGAUUCUACAUGAUGACUCAUACAAACGUAGAGAAAUUAUCUAUAAAUAAUUAUGUAUUUCAUUUUCCAGAAAUCUACAACUUCGUUUAUCUCUAAGCUUUUAUUUCAACCAAUUACGAAAAUACGAUGACUUCUAGCUUUUAUCGUUGAACCGAAUUUAAACAAAAAACCUUGACAAUAGAAAUUCUCAACAAAUCCACGUUCGUUGUUGAUGAACGAUAAUUUACAAAAUAAUUAAAAACAUCUACUGUCUAUUAAUAAAUCAUGCGAGCGUUUGAUUCGUUCGUAAAUAAUAUAGGAAAAAGAGAAGAAGAAGCAGAGAGAAGAAAAACUAGGAAGUAUCGAACAUAGUGUAAAUAACGUAGCAAAAAAACAUAAAAAAAAGGGAAACUAGAAAGUAUUUAACGUACGAUAAAGCAUCUUCUUCUCGUCACUGUUCCACGCGAAUGAAUGAAAUGAAAGCGACAACGCGACCGAUGGAGAAACGUAGCUAACGAGCAUCGCUUCGUUCAACACAGGUUACCGCUUCUGUCCGUGUUGCCUGAGAUUUAGUACAGAUAAAAAAAAAAGGGGUAUCAAGUAAGAAACGAGUGGACCAUCGGAUCAGAAUUUUCUCUCGCGUAGCCGGUAUACGCGUAAUUGCCACAGAGUGGGGAAAAAUAUAAAAGAAAGUUUAGCGGAUGAAAACUUUCGAGUCAUGUGACGACUCACAUGGACGUUGCCUCGUGAACGAAAUCAUCGACGAUUCGUUAUUCCGUGCAGAAAUGCAUGAAACGACGCUUCGUCUCGCGAUUUGUGUCCGUUCUCUUCGAUCACAGUGAACGAUAGAACUCGAAUCGCUCGAAAGUGGCGAAGUGCACCACACGUGUUUGUACGAUCGCCAGAUUCGGCUAUGUUAUUUUAAAUCACGAACUUUAUUCGAAUAAAUAUAACAGUGCAACGGGGUAAUUGUACAAAGUGGAGCUUCUUAAUUUCGAAAAUGAAUAUACUUAUACGGCGCUGUUUUCUAGUUGCACUUUUCGCGUUGCUGUUCGAAAUUAUCGAAAUGGGAGACGGUUACAAACUGAUCAGGCCGUACAAGUACUAUCAACGUAGACCAUGGUGGCGGCCUCGAUCGUACGCGGAUCACAAAUCAUCCAAGUUCUACCAUUCUAAGAGGAUAUCACCGGAAGACCAUUAUUCUCGAAGGCCAAGUUAUAAUAGACGUUUCAGAUAUGGUUCUACGAGAGACGAUUUUGAUGGACGCGCCGAAAAUCAUCAUCCUUACACCAUCGUGAUACAAUUACCUAAAGAAGAAGAUAAAUACGAAGACGAUAAUUAUGAAAAGCGGAAAAGGAAUUACGAAAGAAUUUCUAUACCUGUGUAUACUAUAGAAAAUGAUUAUAUCGAGGAUGAAGAUGACGUUGAAUCGAAAGUGGUGAACGUUAAUAACAAAAAGAUGCAGAUAAAGAUGGUCAAAGGUGAAAAUCCCAAACUGCAUAUCAAAAUAUCAAGAUCGGACAGUGACAAAAAUAUAAAGAUUAUAGAUAAAACGAAUACCACCGAAGUAAAUUUACCAUCAUUAUCAAGAACGUAUGCAAAUUUAACAACACCCGUGCCACAAUCAACGGAAUAUUGGGCUCCAACACCUCAUUUUGAAAAUAUUCGACAGAAACGAAUUUAGAAAUUCUAAUUUGUAUUUAAAACGGUAUUUCUAUCAAGCUUAAAAUUAAAUUAUCGUUUAAUAAAAAAUUACUACAUCUUUAGCUAUUUAUUAAGUCAGUUAUAUAUAAUAGUGGAAUAUAGUAUUGAAGUCUAAAAUUAAGAAAUAAAUUUAUUUGCUACGUUUACUAUAAUUUCUUUUCGGUCGUUUCCCACGCAAGAACGAGAUUUUUAGCGGAACGCAUAAAUUAAAUACGUGAAUGAAGCCAUACAGCACGAAAAAGCACAGGACAAUACGAUAUUUUUCGAACAGAGGGAAUGAACGAGGAAGUGAAAAGAAAUAUCUGUUCUUUAUAGAGGGGCAGAUAGAAUAAAAACAAAUUAUUGUUAUUUAUGAAGUCUAUUGCUAUCCUACAUAUCACUGUUCCAAUAUUUAUCGAGAUAUUAUUUCAACUAGGAAAAGACACGCGAAAUUUACUUUCAGUCUUUUGU